AUGGCAGAAGGCAUUCUAUUUAGCAUUGCAGGGAAAAUCUUGGAAGAGUUGGGGUCCUCGACUGUCCGAGAAGGAAAAUUGGCGUGGGGUGUUAAAGGUGAGAUUAAAAAACUUGAGAGCACUGUCAACACCAUCAAACUUGUAAUUCUCGAUGCUGAAGAGCAGCACAGCAAAAACCGAGAGGUAACAGAUUGGAUCCAAAGGCUCAAAGAUGCAUUUUAUGAUGCAGAUGACUUGUUUGAUGAUUUCUUCACUCAACUUCAAUGGCGAGAGGUAUUGAGUCGAAAUAAAUUGGCAAACAAGGUAUGGAUCUUUUUCUCCAAAUCCAAUCAAAUUGCAUAUAAUCUUAGAAUGGCUCAUAAGAUUAAGACUAUUAGGGAGAAACUAGAUGAGAUUAAAAAUGAUAGGCAGUUCCACCUUUCUAAGCGUCUUGUUGAAAAAGGAGUCAUAAAUAUAGAAAGGGAAACACACUCUUUCAUACGUGUAGAAACGGUAAUCGGAAGAGAUGAUGAUAAAAGUAAUGUUAUAAGACUUCUAUUGGACUCAAAUGAUGAUAAUAAUGUUUUAGUUGUUACCAUAGUUGGACUCGGAGGAGUAGGAAAAACCACACUUGCUCAACUUGUAUAUAAUGAUGAGAAUAUCAUAAACCAUUUUGAGUUAAGGAUAUGGGUGUGUGUCUCUGAUGAUUUUACUAUGAAGAUAAUUGUUGAAAAGAUAAUAAAAUCUGCAACUCAUAAAGAACUUGGAAAUUUUCAUUUGAACGAAUUGCAAGAAUUCCUUCGAAAAGAAAUUGAUGGGAAAAGAUAUCUACUAGUUUUGGAUGAUGUAUGGAAUGAGAAUCAUAAUAAAUGGAAUGAAUUGAUGAAUCUAUUAAUGAAUGGUGCAAAAGGAAGUAAGAUACUAGUUACUACAUGUAGUGAAGUAGUUGCUAAGGUUACUAGCAAACUUGAAUCUUAUGUCUAUCCCUUGAGAGGACUAGAUGAAAAAAAGUCUUGGUCUUUGUUUACCCAAAAAGCUUUUGAACCUGGGAAGGAACCAAAAGAUUCGAAAUUAAUAGAGUUUGGAAAAGAGAUUGUGGCAAAGUGCGGUGGCGUUCCUCUUGUCCUAAUGACAAUAGGACAAUUACUUAAUGGUAAUAGUAGGGAAGAUGAUUGGUUGAAUUUUAAGGACAAAGAAAUGUCAAAAGUGAUUAAAGAAGAAAGUGAUAUUUUACCAUUACUCAAGCUCAGCUAUGAUCAUCUCCCUUCAAACUUGAAACAAUGCUUUGCUUAUUGUGCAUUGUUUCCUAAGGAUUAUAAGAUUAAGAAGCAAAAAUUAAUUCAUCUUUGGAUGGCGCAAGGGUUUCUUCAGACAUCAAACAAUGAAUGUCCAGAAGAUGUUGGUAAUAAGUAUUUUAUGGCUUUACUUUGGAAAUCAUUUUUCCAAGAUCCACAAUAUGGUAGAUGGGGCAAUGUAACUGCAUGUAAGAUGCAUGAUCUUAUGCAUGACCUUGCACAAUCAGUUGUAGGAACUGAAUGCAUCAUGCAAACUUUUGAUAAGGUUAAACGUGUGGAUGUAAGAUGUCGUCAUUUAUCACUUGACUGUGGUGAAGUAAAACGAUCAUAG
Molecule: messenger RNA, 1605 nt
Organism: Pistacia vera
Lineage: Eukaryota; Viridiplantae; Streptophyta; Magnoliopsida; Sapindales; Anacardiaceae
Product: putative disease resistance protein RGA3
Exons: 1
Coding region: 1-1605 (534 amino acids)
Biological process (GO): defense response to other organism
Molecular function (GO): ADP binding
Source: RefSeq, a predicted model, not a curated record